Molecule: messenger RNA, 399 nt
Organism: Dracunculus medinensis (Guinea worm)
Lineage: Eukaryota; Metazoa; Nematoda; Chromadorea; Rhabditida; Dracunculidae
Source: the annotation of a GenBank genome assembly
AUGGUGCUUCCUCUUUCUUUAAUGCGAACUGCGCAGAAUCAUCCAAUGUUGGUCGAGCUGAAAAAUGGUGAAACUUAUAAUGGACAUUUAGUUACAUGCGAUGGUUGGAUGAAUAUACAUCUCAGAGAUGCGAUUUGCACUUCAAAAGAUGGUGAUCGAUUUUUAAAAAUGCAUGAAGUUUUUAUUCGAGGUUCAACUGUUAAAUAUUUGAGGAUUCCUGAUGAAGUCGUUGAACUUGUAAAAGAAGAGGUGAAAGAAGUUCGUCGUCAACAAAAAGAUCAACAACGUGCAAAACGGGAAGUACAAGGUGGUCGAGGAGGUGGCCAAAGUAAUCGUGGAACUUUACGAGGCGGCCGUGGAGGUACUGUUAAAGGACGUGGUCGUAGCAAACCAGUUUGA